UCUUUUUUAUCGAGCGACACUUGGAAGCCACCCUUUAUGGCGUACGUGUCCUUUAAUUCUCGCCAAAAGACAGAUCUACCUUUAGAUUUCAUUAGAUUUAGAUAUAUACUACUUUCUUAAAAAUAUUUCUGAUAUUUUUCCCUCAUUUAGAGAAUGACUUGUGUCUCAGAUUCUCUUUCAAUUUUUGGACCUUUUCGAAAGUUCCUGGAAGGUUAAAGCUUGAGUCUAAGUCUUCGUUUUUUGCAGCACUCCCCUUCUCUUGUUGUGCUUUUUAUUGUUAUCUAGGGGGACUUUAGGAUUUGUUAGUGCUUGGUGUCUAUAAAAUUUUGUUGGGGUUGUUUGGUUUUUACUUGCUUUGUGAUUUUUGGCAUAUUGGUAUUGUGAUUUUGUGUGUGUGAUUGUUGUUCAUUGGGGUGAGUUGAGAUGGAGGAGCGAUAUGAGCCAUUGAAGGACCUUGGUGUAGGGAAUUUUGGGGUGGCAAGGUUGGUGAGAGAUAAGAAGACAAAAGAGCUUGUUGCAGUCAAAUACAUAGAAAGGGGAAAGAAGAUUGAAGAGAAUGUUCAAAGAGAAAUCAUUAAUCACAGAUCUCUGAGGCAUCCAAACAUUGUCAGAUUCAAAGAGGUAUUGUUGACUCCCACACAUUUAGCUAUUGUCAUGGAAUAUGCAGCUGGUGGUGAACUCUUUGAGAGAAUAUGCAGUGCUGGCCGAUUUAGUGAAGAUGAGGCGAGAUUUUUCUUCCAGCAGCUAAUCUCUGGAGUCAGCUACUGUCAUGCCAUGGAAAUUUGUCACAGGGAUCUGAAACUGGAAAACACACUUUUGGAUGGAAGUCCAACACCUAGACUUAAGAUAUGUGACUUUGGUUACUCCAAGUCUGCUUUGUUGCACUCCCAACCUAAAUCAACAGUUGGAACACCUGCAUACAUUGCCCCGGAGGUACUCCAGCGAAAGGAAUAUGAUGGGAAGAUUGCAGAUGUUUGGUCAUGUGGUGUGACGCUAUAUGUGAUGUUGGUAGGAGCAUACCCAUUUGAGGAUCCUGAAGAUCCUAGAAAUUUUCGUAAGACUAUCGGGAGAAUAAUGAGCAUUCAGUACUCCAUUCCUGACUAUGUACGCGUGUCGGCAGACUGCAGGCAACUCCUUUCUCGUAUUUUUGUUGCCAAUCCUGCCAAGAGGAUCACACUCCCAGAAAUUAAACGGCAUCCUUGGUUUAUGAAAAAUUUGCCAAUAGAACUAAUAGAGAUUGAGAAGACUAACUAUGCAAAAGCAGAAGCAGAACAACCAACUCAGAGCAUAGAAGAAAUAAUGCGGAUCAUACAAGAGGCAAAGAUGCCAGGAGAAGGAUCCAAAGCUGGUGGUCAAGCUGCUGCUAGUACAUCGGACCUUGAUGAUAUAGAGGCAGAUAUUGAAUCUGAAGUUGAUGUCAGUGGUGACUAUGCCUCUGCUGUGUGAGCAUGGUUUAGGAAUUAUGCUGAUAGAGGAUUUGUGUUUUAAGUUUAAUUACACAAACUUUGGCUUUCAUUUGUUGUGUGGAACAUAUUGUACAGUUGACUAUAUCCAAGAAACAUGUGUACACUGUACACGUAAACUUGAACUGUGUAUUGAGCUGGGUUUUGUGUGUAUGAAAUAUAUUGCGUGCAUAUUUUUCAUUUAUACAAAAUAUUUUUCCACUGAUUGGGAUUUACCGCA
Molecule: messenger RNA, 1683 nt
Organism: Quercus robur (English oak)
Lineage: Eukaryota; Viridiplantae; Streptophyta; Magnoliopsida; Fagales; Fagaceae
Product: serine/threonine-protein kinase SAPK3-like
Exons: 9
Coding region: 424-1446 (340 amino acids)
Biological process (GO): protein phosphorylation; intracellular signal transduction
Molecular function (GO): protein serine/threonine kinase activity; ATP binding
Source: RefSeq, a predicted model, not a curated record